Molecule: messenger RNA, 993 nt
Organism: Chaetomium globosum CBS 148.51
Lineage: Eukaryota; Fungi; Ascomycota; Sordariomycetes; Sordariales; Chaetomiaceae
Exons: 2
Coding region: 1-993 (330 amino acids)
Biological process (GO): protein phosphorylation
Cellular component (GO): cytoplasm; nucleus
Molecular function (GO): cyclin-dependent protein serine/threonine kinase activity; ATP binding
Source: RefSeq, a predicted model, not a curated record
AUGGACGGCAAAAGGCAUGCUGCGUCCUUCCAACAGCUGGAGAAGCUCGGCGAGGGAACAUAUGCUACAGUUUUCAAAGGCCGUAACCGCCAGACAGGCGAGCUGGUGGCCUUGAAGGAGAUUCACCUGGAUUCAGAGGAGGGCACACCUAGCACUGCCAUCCGCGAGAUUUCGCUUAUGAAGGAGCUCAAGCACGAGAACAUUGUUGCCCUUCACGAUGUUAUUCACACAGAGAACAAACUGAUGCUCGUCUUCGAGUUCAUGGACGGCGAUCUCAAGAAGUACAUGGACACCCAGGGCGAGAGGGGUGCCCUGAAACCCCCGGUCAUCAAGUCCUUCAUGUACCAGCUGCUGAAGGGGAUUGACUUCUGCCACAAAAACCGGGUUCUCCACCGUGAUCUGAAGCCCCAGAAUCUCCUCAUCAACGGCAAGGGCCAGCUCAAGCUGGGCGAUUUUGGCCUCGCCAGGGCUUUCGGCAUCCCGGUCAACACCUUCUCGAACGAGGUCGUCACGCUCUGGUACCGGGCUCCUGACGUCCUGCUCGGCAGCCGGACCUACAACACCAGCAUCGACAUCUGGUCGGCCGGUUGUAUCAUGGCCGAGAUGUUUUCGGGCAGACCCUUGUUCCCGGGUACUACCAACGAGGACCAGAUUAUUCGCAUCUUCCGCAUCAUGGGCACACCGACGGAGCGUACUUGGCCAGGUCUCUCGCAGUUCCCCGAGUACAAGACGACCUGGCAGAUGUACGCCACUCAGCCACUCGGCAGCAUCCUGCCCCAGAUCGACCACCUCGGUAUCGAUCUACUCCAGCGCAUGCUGCAGGUCCGACCCGAGCUGCGCAUUUCGGCGGCCGAGGCACUUGUCCACCCAUGGUUCAACGACCUGAUCGGACCUAAGCAACACCAGCAACACCUGCAGGCACAGCAGAUGAUGCACCCACAUGGGGGUUACCAGCAGACCGUGCCGAGCCAGAGCAACUAUGGAGGCUACUAG